AUGGGAACAGAAUUGAUCAAUGAUUCAGUUCAACAAUGGAUCAGUGCAUUAACUGGUGCUGCAAUUGUUGGUCUUAUUGGUGUUUUACCUCUUUUUAUUGUUCCUAAUGAACAAAACAAAAAAGAUAAACCUUAUUUGGAAAUCUUAUUAAGUGUAGCUGUUGGAAGUCAAUUAGCUGAUGUUUUUUUGCAUUUAUUACCAGAAGCAUUUUCUCAUCCACAUGCAUCAUCAACAUAUAUUGGUCUUUGGACACUUAUUGGUCUUUUUAUUUUUUUUAUUAUUGAACAAAUUUUUUCUCAAGAUAAUUAUCAAGAUUUUUAUUCUCAAUCUCAACAAUUAACACAAAAAAAAAUCAAAACAACUGGUUAUUUAAAUUUAUUAGCAAAUUUUAUAGAUAAUGUAACACAUGGUGCAGCUAUUGGUGGAAGUUUUGCUGUUAGUCCUUUAAUAGGUUUGACAACACUUGCUGGAAUAAUAAUUCAUGAAAUUCCUCAUGAAAUUGGAGAUUUUGCUAUUCUUUUACAAUCUGGUUUUGAUCGUCGGCAAGCAACUAAAGCUCAAUUUAUCACUGGUCUAGGAGGACUUAUUGGAGCUUCUAUUGCUCUUUUUUAUUCACAUUUACUUCAUAAUACUUUAUGGGUAUUACCUUUUACUAGUGGCGCUUUUCUUUAUGUAGCUUUGGUUAAAACAGUACCUGAUUUGUUAAAAGAAAAUGAUUUAAUGCAUUCUUUUAGACAAUUAAUCGGCCUAUGUGGAGGUCUUUUUAUUAUUUAUCUUAUUGUUCUUUGUGUUGGAUAA
Molecule: messenger RNA, 798 nt
Organism: Rotaria sp. Silwood1
Lineage: Eukaryota; Metazoa; Rotifera; Eurotatoria; Philodinida; Philodinidae
Source: the annotation of a GenBank genome assembly